Molecule: messenger RNA, 14418 nt
Organism: Neogale vison (American mink)
Lineage: Eukaryota; Metazoa; Chordata; Mammalia; Carnivora; Mustelidae
Gene: FAT3
Product: FAT atypical cadherin 3
Exons: 25
Coding region: 266-13939 (4557 amino acids)
Biological process (GO): homophilic cell-cell adhesion
Cellular component (GO): plasma membrane
Molecular function (GO): calcium ion binding
Source: RefSeq, a predicted model, not a curated record
AGCAGCACUAUAAAAGUGUGAUUUAAAAAGCUCAAACCAUGUAAAGUUAAACCCUAGUGAUUUUGAACUCCUUGCCAUCUAGUAUGAUGAGGUCUCUAAUUUUUUUUUUUUUUCACACUGACAUUUGGUAAGAAGACUUUAUAAGGAAGUGUUUGAAAAGCACCAUUUCAUCUCAGCGAGUUCCUACAUCUUCUCCCACUUUCCCAUAGAUUAAUUUAUUUUUCUCUCUCUUUCUCCCCCCCUUCCAGGAUGGAGGUAUGAUGCGAUGGAUAUAACUAUGGGAUACUGUGUGGGUACAAGGCCUCCCCCUUCUUGCCUCAUCCUCCUGCUUCUCAAGCUUCUGGCCACAGUGUCCCAGGGGCUGCCGGGGACCGGGCCCCUGGGCUUCCACUUCACUCACCCUGUGUACAAUGCUACCGUGUGUGAGAACUCGGCCGCAAGGACCUACGUCCACAGCCAGGGUAGGAUGGGCAUCACCUUAAUAGAUCUGUCCUGGGAUGUCAAAUACAGAAUUGUAUCUGGAGAUGAGGAAGGCUUCUUCAAAGCGGAGGAAGUCAUCAUUGCAGACUUCUGUUUCCUCAGAAUAAGAACUAAAGGUGGCAAUUCGGCCAUAUUGAAUCGGGAGAUUCAGGACAAUUAUUUAUUGAUAGUCAAAGGUUCUGUCAGAGGAGAGGAUCUGGAAGCAUGGACCAAAGUGAACAUACAGGUUUUAGAUAUGAAUGACCUGCGACCCUUGUUUUCACCCACAACAUACUCUGUUACAAUAGCAGAAAGCACCCCUUUAAGGACUAGUGUUGCCCAGGUGACUGCCACAGACGCCGAUAUAGGCUCCAAUGGAGAAUUCUACUACUACUUUAAAAACAAAGUUGAUCUCUUUUCAGUCCACCCCACAAGUGGUGUCAUCUCUUUAAGUGGGCGGUUAAAUUAUGAUGAAAAGAAUAGGUACGAUCUGGAGAUUUUGGCUGUGGACCGGGGGAUGAAACUCUAUGGAAACAACGGAGUGAGCAGUACUGCGAAGCUUUAUGUUCACAUUGAACGUGUAAAUGAACACGCCCCAACUCUCCAUGUGGUCACUCAUGUUCCUUUCUCACUGGACAAAGAGCCGACAUACGCGGUGGUGACAGUCGAUGACCUAGAUGAGGGGGCCAAUGGAGAAAUUGAGUCUGUUUCCAUUGUGGCUGGGGAUCCUUUAGAUCAGUUCUUCCUGGCUAAGGAAGGCAGGUGGAUGAAUGAGUACAAGAUUAAGGAGAGAAAGAAGGUCGACUGGGGGAGUUUUCCUUAUGGCUACAAUCUCACUCUUCAAGCAAAAGAUAAGGGGUCCCCCCAGAAAUUUUCAGCAGCGAAGAUCGUCCACAUUGCCAAUCCCCAAAGAGACACUGUCCCAGUUAGAUUUGAAAAAGAAACGUAUGAUGUGAGCAUUAGUGAAUUCUCCCCUCCUGGUGUCGUGGUUGCUAUAGUAAAAUUAAGUCCCGAACCGCUCGAUGUGGAAUACAAAUUAUCUCCUGGUGAGGAUGCACAGUACUUCAAAAUUAAUCCCCGGUCAGGUCUGAUUGUCACAGCACAGCCACUGAAUACUGUUAAGAAGGAGGUUUAUAAGCUGGGAGUGACAAACAAGGAAGGAGAUUUAAAAGCACAAGUCACCGUUGGCAUAGAAGAUGCGAAUGACCACACCCCAGAAUUUCAGCAGGCGCUGUACGAUGCUUUUGUGAAUGAAAGUGUCCCAGUGGGCACAAGCGUUCUGAUGGUUUCAGCUUCUGACAAGGAUAAAGGAGAAAAUGGGUACAUCACCUAUAGUAUUGCCAGUCUGAAUUUGUUACCCUUUGCCAUUAACCAGUUUACAGGUGUUAUUAGCACAACUGAAGAAUUGGAUUUUGAAUCCUCCCCGGAAACCUACAGGUUCAUCGUAAGAGCCUCUGACUGGGGUUCGCCAUACCGCCAUGAAAGUGAAGUAAAUGUGACUAUUCGAAUAGGAAAUGUCAAUGACAACAGCCCUCUCUUUGAGAAAGUGGCUUGCCAGGGAGUUAUUUCCUAUGACUUUCCAGUCGGGGGUCACAUCACAGCUGUCUCAGCAAUUGAUAUUGACGAACUUGAACUUGUAAAGUACAAAAUCAUCUCUGGAAAUGAACUUGGUUUCUUUUAUUUAAACCCAGACUCCGGGGUUUUACAGCUUAAAAAGUCGCUGAUGAGUUCUGGCAUCAAAAAUGGUAAUUUUGCCCUCAGGAUUACAGCAACCGAUGGAGAGAAUUUUGCAGACCCCAUGUCUGUUAACAUUUCAGUCCUACAUGGGAAGGUGUCUUCAAAGAGCUUUAGUUGCAGAGAAACUCGUGUGGCUCAAAAGCUGGCAGAGAAACUGCUCAUUAAGGCAAAAGCAAAUGGGAAACUGAACCUGGAAGACGGAUUUCUUGACUUUUAUUCAGUUAAUAGGCAAGGACCCCAUUUUGACAAGUCAUUUCCUUCUGAUGUGGCUGUGAAGGAGAAUCUGCCUGUUGGUGCCGACAUCCUGAAGAUUAAAGCCUAUGACGCUGACUCUGGCUUCAAUGGAAAGGUGCUGUUUACGAUAUCUGACGGGAACACGGACAGUUGCUUUAAUAUCGACAUGGAGACUGGGCAACUUAAAGUCCUUCUGCCAAUGGACCGAGAGCACACAGACCUCUAUCUCCUUAAUAUCACCAUCUAUGACUUAGGCAAUCCACAAAAAUCUUCAUGGAGGUUGCUGACCAUCAAUGUGGAGGAUGCGAAUGACAACAGCCCAAUUUUUCUCCAAGACAGUUACUCUGUUAACAUUCUUGAAAGUUCAAGUAUUGGAACUGAGAUAAUUCAAGUGGAAGCCAGAGACAAAGACUUGGGUUCUAAUGGGGAAGUAACUUACUCAGUGUUGACAGAUACCCAGCAGUUUGCUAUCAACAGCUCAACUGGAAUUGUCUAUGUAGCCGACCAGCUGGACCGGGAAUCUAAAGCAAACUACUCUUUAAAAAUAGAAGCUCGAGACAAGGCAGAAAGUGGCCAGCAGCUGUUUUCCGUUGUCACCCUUAAGGUUUUCUUGGAUGAUGUCAAUGACUGUUCCCCGGCUUUCAUUCCCAGUAGCUAUAGCGUGAAGGUUCUGGAAGAUCUCCCCGUUGGCACUGUCAUUGCUUGGCUGGAGACCCAUGACCCGGAUCUUGGGCUAGGGGGUCAAGUGCGCUAUUCUUUGGUCAAUGACUAUAACGGGAGAUUUGAAAUAGAUAAAGCAAGUGGUGCCAUUCGCUUGAGCAAAGAGCUGGACUACGAAAAGCAACAAUUCUAUAACCUCACGGUUCGGGCCAAAGACAAAGGGCGACCAGUCUCUCUGUCUUCUGUUUCCUUUGUUGAGGUGGAGGUGGUGGAUGUCAAUGAAAACCUCCACACUCCCUACUUCCCAGAUUUUGCUGUCGUUGGAUCUGUAAAAGAAAACUCACGCAUCGGAACAAGUGUGCUGCAGGUGGCAGCCCAAGAUGACGACUCUGGGAGGGAUGGAGAGAUCCAGUACUCCAUCAGGGACGGCAGUGGUCUCGGAAGGUUCAAUAUAGAUGACGAGAGUGGAGUCAUCUCUACUGCAGACAUUCUUGAUCGAGAGACAACGGGGUCCUACUGGCUGACUGUGUACGCCACAGACCGGGGUGUUGUUCCACUUUAUUCCACUAUUGAGGUCUACAUUGAAAUUGAAGAUGUGAAUGACAAUGCCCCCCUGACCUCGGAACCUAUUUAUUAUCCUGUUGUCAUGGAAAACUCGCCAAAGGAUGUAUCUGUCAUUCAGAUCCAGGCUGAGGAUCCAGACUCCAGUUCCAAUGAGAAACUGACAUACAGGAUUACAAGUGGGAAUCCCCAGAACUUCUUUGCCAUCAAUACCAAAACAGGUCUGAUUACAACAACUUCAAGGAAAUUGGAUCGAGAACAGCAGGCAGAACAUUUUCUGGAGGUGACUGUGACAGAUGGCGGUUCCUCUCCAAAACAGUCCACAAUUUGGGUGGUGGUUCAGGUUUUGGAUGAAAAUGACAAUAAACCACAGUUCCCAGAGAAGGUCUACCAGAUCAAGCUGCCAGAACGUGACCGAAAAAAAAGGGGAGAACCCAUUUAUAGAGCUUUUGCGUUUGACAGAGAUGAAGGCCCCAAUGCAGAAAUCUCCUACAGUAUCGUGGAUGGGAAUGAUGAUGGAAAGUUUUUUAUUGACCCUAAAACUGGCAUGGUUUCUUCCAGAAAGCAGUUUACAGCAGGGAGUUAUGACAUCCUAACGAUAAAGGCAGUGGACAAUGGGCGCCCACAGAAAUCCUCCACGGCCCGCCUCCACAUUGAAUGGAUUAAGAAACCACCCCCUUCACCUAUACCGCUGACUUUUGACGAGCCGUUUUAUAACUUCACAGUCAUGGAAAGCGAUAGAGUCACCGAGAUUGUAGGGGUGGUGUCUGUGCAGCCAGCUAACACCCCUCUGUGGUUUGACAUAGUUGGGGGGAAUUUUGACAGCUCUUUUGACGCAGAGAAGGGUGUCGGGACCAUUGUCAUUGCAAAACCUUUGGAUGCAGAACAGAGGUCCAUCUAUAAUAUGAGUGUGGAAGUCACCGAUGGGACAAAUGUUGCUGUCACUCAGGUAUUUAUCAAAGUGCUGGAUAAUAACGAUAAUGGCCCAGAAUUCUCUCAGCCGAAUUACGAUGUCACAAUCUCUGAGGACGUGCUUCCAGAUACAGAGAUCUUGCAGAUUGAAGCCACAGAUAGAGACGAGAAGCACAAACUGAGCUACACUGUCCACAGUAGCAUCGACUCGGCCAGCAUGAGGAAAUUCCGGAUUGACCCUAGCACUGGCGUGCUCUACACUGCUGAGAGGCUGGACCACGAGGCCCAGGACAAGCAUAUCCUCAACAUCAUGGUCAGAGAUCAGGAGUUUCCUUAUCGAAGAAACUUGGCCCGCGUCAUUGUGAAUGUGGAAGAUGCUAAUGAUCACAGCCCCUAUUUCACCAACCCGCUGUAUGAAGCAUCUGUGUUUGAAUCGGCUGCUCUGGGAUCAGCUGUUCUGCAAGUGACCGCUCUGGACAAAGACAAAGGGGAAAACGCAGAACUCAUAUAUACCAUAGAAGCAGGGAACACUGGGAACACAUUUAAGAUCGAACCAGUCCUGGGCAUCAUCACCGUUUCCAAAGAACCAGACAUGACAACAACGGGUCAGUUUGUCCUGUCGGUCAAAGUCACAGACCAGGGUUCCCCGCCAAUGUCUGCCACUGCAAUUGUGCGCAUUUCUGUUACCAUGUCUGAUAACUCUCAUCCCAAGUUCACUCACAAAGACUACCAAGCAGAAGUAAAUGAAAAUGUUGAUAUUGGAACAUCAGUCAUUCUAAUCGCUGCCAUCAGUCAAUCUACCCUCAUUUAUGAAGUCAAAGAUGGAAACGUUGAUGGGAUCUUUACCAUAAAUCCAUAUUCUGGAGUCAUCACCACCCGGAAGGCACUGGAUUAUGAGCGUACUUCCUCCUACCAGCUCAUCGUUCAGGCCACUAACAUGGCAGGCAUGGCUUCCAAUGCCACAGUCAAUAUUCAGAUCGUUGAUGAAAAUGAUAAUGCCCCAGUUUUUCUCUUUUCUGAAUAUUCAGGCAGUCUGAGUGAAGCUGCCCCAGUCAAUAGCAUUGUCAGGAGCUCGGAUAAUAGCCCGCUGGUGAUUCGAGCCACUGAUGCCGACAGCAACCGGAAUGCUCUGCUGGUGUAUCAGAUUGUGGAGUCCACGGCCAAGAAGUUCUUUACAGUGGACUCCAGUACAGGUGCAAUCAGAACAAUUGCCAACCUGGACCAUGAAACUAUUGCCCAUUUCCAUUUCCAUGUCCACGUGAGAGAUAGUGGCAGCCCCCAGCUGACAGCAGAGAGUCCUGUUGAAGUCAACAUAGAGGUAAUGGAUGUGAAUGAUAACCCACCUGUUUUCACCCAGGCUGUGUUUGAGACUGUCUUACUUCUACCCACCUACGUUGGAGUGGAGGUGUUGAAAGUUAGUGCCACGGAUCCUGACUCCGAGGUGCCCCCGGAACUGACAUAUAGCUUAAUGGAAGGUAGCUUGGAUCAUUUCUUAAUUGACUCAAAUAGUGGAGUGCUCACCAUAAAAAACAACAACCUCUCCAAAGAUCACUACAUGUUGAUAGCUAAAGUGUCUGAUGGAAAGUUCUACAGUACAUCCAUGGUCACCAUCUUGGUUAAAGAAGCCAUGGAUAGCGGCCUCCAUUUUACACAAAGCUUUUACUCGACCUCAAUUUCAGAGAACAACACUAACAUAACCAAAGUUGCUAUUGUCAAUGCCAUUGGAAAUCGCCUUAAUGAGCCCUUAAAAUACAGCAUCUUAAACCCAGGAAAUAAGUUCAAGAUAAAAUCUACCUCAGGGGUCAUUCAGACCACUGGAGUCCCCUUUGACCGUGAAGAACAAGAGUUAUACGAGCUGGUGGUGGAAGCCAGCCGAGAGCUGGACCAUCUGCGUGUGGCUAGAGUGGUGGUCAGGGUUAACAUUGAAGACAUCAAUGACAAUUCUCCAGUCUUUGUGGGCCUCCCUUACUAUGCUGCUGUGCAAGUUGAUGCUGAGCCCGGGACUCUAAUUUACCAGGUGACAGCCAUUGACAAAGAUAAAGGUGCAAAUGGAGAAGUGACCUAUGUACUACAGGAUGACUAUGGCCACUUUGAGAUUAAUCCUAAUUCAGGGAACGUUAUUUUAAAAGAAGCAUUCAACUCUGACUUAUCCAACAUUGAGUAUGAAGUCACCAUCCUAGCCAAAGAUGGUGGAAAGCCCUCUUUAUCCACCUCUGUAGAACUUCCCAUCACAAUUGUCAACAAAGCGAUGCCCGUGUUUGAUAAGCCCUUUUAUACAGCAUCAGUCAAUGAAGACAUUAGAAUGGAUACCCCCAUUCUAAGCAUCAAUGCCACCAGUCCAGAAGGCCAAGGCAUCAUAUACAUCAUUAUUGAUGGGGAUCUUUAUAAACAGUUUAACAUUGAUUUUGACACUGGGGUCUUGAAAGUGGUUAGCCCUUUGGACUAUGAAAUCACCUCUGUUUACAAGUUGACAGUAAGAGCCAGUGAUGCCCUUACUGGUGCCAGAGCUGAAGUCACUGUUGACUUACUGGUUAAUGAUGUAAAUGACAACCCCCCUAUUUUCGAUCAACCCACAUACAAUACGACGUUAUCAGAAGCCUCUCUCAUUGGGACACCUGUUUUGCAAGUUGUCUCUACUGAUGCAGACUCAGAAAACAAUAAAAUGGUACAUUACCAGAUCAUCCAGGAUACUUACAACAGCACAGAUUAUUUUCACAUAGACAGCGCAAGUGGCUUGAUCCUGACAGCGCGGAUGCUGGACCAUGAGUCAGUGCAACACUGCAUUUUGAAAGUCAGAGCCACAGAUAACGGCUUCCCAUCACUGAGCAGCGAGGUCUUGGUUCAUAUCUAUAUCUCGGACAUAAAUGACAACCCUCCCAUUUUUAAUCAGCUCAUUUACGAAUCAUAUGUGAGUGAAUUAGCCCCCCGGGGCCAUUUUGUAACCUGUGUUCAAGCCUCUGAUGCAGACAGCUCUGAUUUUGACCGCUUGGAAUAUAGCAUUUUAUCUGGGAAUGACCGGACCAGCUUUCUGAUGGACAGCAAGAGUGGCGUCAUCACCCUGUCCAACCACCGGAAGCAGCGGAUGGAGCCCUUGUACAGUCUCAAUGUGUCAGUCUCUGAUGGGUUGUUCACUAGCACUGCACAGGUGCACAUCAGGGUACUCGGGGCUAACCUGUACAGCCCUACCUUUUCCCAAAGCACCUACGUAGCUGAGGUGAGAGAGAAUGCAGCCGCUGGGACAAAGGUCAUUCACGUUCGAGCCACAGAUGGGGAUCCUGGGCCAUAUGGGCAGAUCAGCUACGCCAUCAUCAACGACUUUGCCAAGGAUCGAUUCCUCAUAGACAGCAAUGGACAAGUCAUCACAACAGAAAGGCUUGACCGGGAAAACCCUCUGGAGGGAGACAUUAGUAUUUUUUUGAGGGCCCUCGAUGGCGGAGGGAGGACGACCUUUUGCACCGUGAGAGUGAUCGUUGUGGAUGAGAAUGACAAUGCUCCCCAGUUCAUGACCUUGGAAUACAGAGCCAGUGUCAGGGCAGACGUUGGAAGAGGCCACUUGGUCACUCAAGUUCAAGCCAUGGAUCCAGAUGAUGGAGCAAAUUCAAGGAUUACUUAUUCUCUAUACAGCGAGGCCUCGGUCUCUGUGGCUGACCUCCUAGAAAUUGAUCCUGACAAUGGCUGGAUGGUCACUAAGGGCAAUUUUAACCAGCUGAAAAGCACAGUGCUGUCAUUCUUUGUCAAAGCAGUAGAUGGGGGCAUUCCAGUAAAGCACUCCCUUAUCCCUGUCUAUAUUCAUGUCCUGCCCCCUGAAACGUCCUUGCCUUCGUUCACCCAGUCUCAGUAUUCUUUCACUGUUUCAGAAGAUACAGCCAUUGGGAGCACGGUGGACACCCUGAGGAUUUUGCCCAGUCAGAAUGUCAGGUUCAGCACAGUUAAUGGGGAACGGCCAGAAAAUAACAAAGGGGGUGUCUUCAUCAUAGAGCAGGAAACAGGCACGAUCAAGGUUGACAAACGCCUCGAUCAUGAAGUCAGCCCAGCAUUCCACUUUAAAGUAGCAGCCACCAUACCCCUGGACAAGGUAGACAUUGUGUUUACUGUGGAUGUAGAUAUCAAGGUACUGGACUUGAAUGACAACAAGCCAGUCUUUGAAACUUCCAGCUACGAGACGAUCAUAAUGGAAGGGAUGCCUGUGGGCACCAGACUCACACAGGUGAGAGCCAUCGAUGCGGACUGGGGAGCCAACGGGCAGGUCACUUACUCCCUGCACUCAGAUUCCCAGCCUGAAAAGGUCAUGGAAGCCUUCAACAUUGACAGCAACACAGGCUGGAUCAGUACCUUGAAGGACCUGGAUCACGAAACAGAUCCCACCUUCACCUUCUCUGUGGUGGCCUCUGACCUUGGAGAGGCCUUCUCUCUUUCGUCCACAGCUUUGGUCUCUGUCAGGGUGAUGGAUAUAAAUGACAAUGCGCCAGUCUUUGCCCACGAGGUGUACCGAGGGAAUGUGAAGGAGAGUGACCCUCCUGGAGAGGUGGUAGCCGUCCUCAGCACUUGGGACAGAGACACUUCCGACAUUAAUCGCCAAGUGAGCUACCAUAUUACGGGAGGGAACCCCCGAGGAAGAUUUGCCCUGGGUCUGGUGCAGAGUGAAUGGAAGGUCUAUGUGAAGAGACCUUUAGAUAGAGAAGAACAAGACAUUUACCUCCUCAAUAUCACUGCCACUGACGGGCUUUUUGUCACCCAGGCCAUGGUGGAAGUGACCGUCAGUGAUGUGAAUGACAACAGCCCAGUGUGCGAUCAGGUUGCAUAUACAGCAUUAUUUCCUGAAGACAUUCCAUCAAAUAAAAUUAUCCUGAAAGUCAGUGCCAAGGAUGCCGACAUUGGGUCCAAUGGAGAUAUACAAUACUCACUCUAUGGAUCUGGAAAUGACGAAUUUUUUCUAGAUCCAGAAAGUGGUGAGUUAAAAACCUUGGCUCUCUUGGACCGGGAAAGGGUCCCCGUGUACAGCCUGACUGCCAGGGCCACUGACGGAGGUGGUAGGUUCUGCCAGUCCGACAUCCACCUGAUCCUGGAGGACGUGAAUGAUAACCCACCUGUGUUUUCUUCCGACCACUACAAUGCCUGUGUCUAUGAGAACACAGCCACUAAGGCUCUGUUGACCAGAGUUCAAGCUGUGGAUCCUGACGUUGGCAUCAACAGGAAGGUGGUGUAUUCCCUGGCGGACUCUGCCGACGGGUUCUUCUCCAUCGACAGCUCGUCGGGCAUCGUCAUCCUGGAGCAGCCGCUGGACCGAGAGCUGCAACCCUCCUACAAUAUCAGCGUCCAGGCCACCGACCAGAGCCCCGGCCAGGCUCUGUCCUCUCUUGCCACGGUCACCAUCACCGUCCUGGACAUUAACGACAACCCGCCUGUGUUCGAGAGGAGGGACUACCUGGUCAGCGUGCCUGAGGACACCUCCCCGGGCACCCAAGUGCUUGCUGUUUUUGCCACCAGCAAAGAUAUCGGCACGAAUGCUGAGAUUACAUAUCUCAUCCGGUCUGGGAAUGAGCAAGGGCGAUUUCGAAUCAACCCCAAGACAGGGGGUAUUUCUGUCUCUGAGGUCCUGGACUAUGAAUUAUGCAAAAAGUUUUUCCUGGUGGUGGAAGCCAAAGACGGGGGCACACCAGCUCUCAGUGCGGUGGCCACCGUCAGCAUCAACCUCACGGAUGUGAACGACAACCCUCCCAGGUUCAGCCAGGAUGUUUACAGUGCUGUCAUCAGUGAAGACGCCUUGGUCGGUGACUCUGUCAUUCUGCUAGUAGCAGAAGAUGCGGAUAGCCAGCCCAACGGACAGAUUCGUUUUUCUAUUGUGAACGGAGAUCGGGACAAUGAAUUUGCCGUGGAGCCUGUCUUAGGACUUGUAAAGGUUAAGAAGAAAUUAGACCGGGAACGGGUGUCCGGAUACUCCCUCCUCGUCCAGGCCGUCGACAGCGGCAUUCCUGCGAUGUCAUCCACAGCCACUGUCAACAUUGACAUUUCCGACGUGAACGAUAACAGCCCAGUCUUCACGCCUGCUAACUAUAGCGCUGUGAUCCAGGAAAAUAAGCCGGUAGGCACCAGCAUCUUGCAGCUGGUGGUGACAGACAGAGACUCCUUUCACAACGGGCCUCCCUUCUCCUUCUCAAUUUUGUCGGGAAACGAAGAGGAGGAGUUCGUCUUGGACCCGCAUGGGAUCCUACGGUCCGCCGUGGUCUUCCAGCACACGGGGUCUCCAGAGUACGUGCUGUGUGUCCAGGCAAAAGAUUCGGGAAAACCCCAGCAGGUCUCCCACUCCUACAUCCGCGUGCGGGUCAUCGAGGAAAGUAUCCACAAGCCCACGGCCAUUCCACUGGAGAUUUACAUCGUCACCAUGGAGGACGACUUUCCUGGUGGGGUCAUUGGGAAGAUCCAUGCCACGGACCAAGACAUGUAUGAUGUGCUCACCUUUGCGCUGAAAUCGGAGCAGAAGAGCUUGUUCAAAGUGAACAGUCACGACGGGAAGAUCAUCGCCCUGGGGGGCCUGGACAGCGGAAAGUACGUGCUGAACGUGUCUGUGAGCGACGGCCGCUUUCAGGUGCCCAUCGACGUAGUCGUGCACGUGGAGCAGCUGGUGCAUGAGAUACUGCAGAACACCGUCACCAUCCGCUUCGAGAACGCGUCCCCCGAGGACUUCGUGGGGCUGCACAUGCACGGCUUCCGCCGAACCCUGCGCAACGCCGUCCUCACGCAGAAGCAGGACAGUCUGCGCAUCAUCAGCAUCCAGCCCGUGGCGGGGACCACCCAGCUGGACAUGCUCUUCGCCGUGGAGAUGCACAGCAGUGAGUUCUACAAGCCGGCCUACCUGAUCCAGAAGCUGUCCAACGCCCGGCGGCACCUGGAGAACGUCAUGCGCAUCUCGGCCAUCCUGGAGAAAAACUGCUCGGGGCUGGACUGUCAGGAGCAACACUGCCAGCAGGGCUUGUCCCUGGACUCCCACGCACUCAUGACCUACAGCACGGCGCGCAUCAGCUUCGUGUGCCCACGUUUCUAUAGAAAUGUGCGCUGCACCUGUAACGGAGGACUGUGCCCGGGGUCCAACGAUCCUUGCAUGGAGAAGCCAUGUCCGGGAGACAUGCAGUGUGUUGGUUACGAAGCCAGCAGGAGACCGUACCUCUGCCAGUGUCCACCAGGGAAGCUCGGAGAGUGCUCAGGGCACACUUCUCUCAGCUUUGCUGGAAACAGUUACAUCAAAUACCGGCUGUCUGAAAAUAGCAAAGAAGAGGACUUUCGGCUCGCUCUGCGUCUGCGCACCCUGCAAAGCAACGGGAUUAUAAUGUACACCAGAGCAAAUCCCUGCAUAAUUCUGAAGAUCGUGGACGGCAAGCUGUGGUUCCAGCUGGACUGCGGCAAUGGCCCGGGGAUCCUGGGCAUCUCCGGCAGGGCGGUCAAUGAUGGGAGCUGGCACUCUGUCUUCCUGGAGCUCAACCGCAAUUUCACAAGCCUGUCCCUGGACGACAGCUAUGUGGAGCGGCGCAGGGCACCCCUCUACUUCCAGACUCUGAGCACGGAAAGCACCAUCUACUUCGGGGCGCUGGUGCAGGCGGAUAACAUCCGCAGCCUGACGGACGCGCGGGUCACGCAGGUGCUGAACGGCUUCCAGGGCUGCCUGGACUCGGUGGUACUGAACAACAACGAGCUUCCGCUACAGAACAAGCGCAGCAGCUUCGCGGAGGUGGUGGGCCUGACCGAGCUGAAGCUGGGCUGCGUGCUCUACCCUGACGCCUGUGAGCGCAGCCCAUGCCAGCAUGGGGGCAGCUGCUCCGGCCUGCCCUCCGGAGGCUAUCAGUGUACCUGUCUCUCACAGUUCACCGGAAGAAACUGUGAGUCGGAGAUCACAGCUUGCUUCCCAAACCCCUGCCAGAACGGAGGCUCCUGCGACCCCAUAGGGAACACUUUCAUCUGCAAUUGCAAAGCUGGGCUCACUGGAGUCACGUGCGAGGAGGACGUCAACGAGUGCGAGCGGGAGGAGUGUGAGAACGGGGGCUCCUGCGUCAACGUGUUCGGCUCCUUCGUGUGCAACUGCACGCCAGGCUACGUGGGCCAGUACUGCGGGCUGCGGCCCGUGGUCGUGCCCAACAUCCAGGCCGGCCACUCGUACGUGGGCAAGGAGGAGCUCAUCGGCAUCGCCGUGGUCCUCUUUGUCAUCUUCAUCCUGGUCAUCGUCUUCAUCGUCUUCCGCAAGAAGGUCUUCCGCAAGAACUACUCGCGCAACAACAUCACGCUGGUGCAGGACCCCGCCACGGCCGCCCUGCUCAACAAGAGCAACGGCAUCCCGUUCCGGAACCUGCGCGGCAGCGGGGACGGCCGCAACGUCUACCAGGAGGUGGGGCCCCCGCAGGUGCCCGUGCGCCCCAUGGCCUACACGCCGUGCUUCCAGAGCGACUCCAGGAGCAACCUGGAUAAGAUCGUGGACGGGCUGGGGGGCGAGCACCAGGAGAUGACCACGUUCCACCCGGAGUCCCCGCGCAUCCUGACGGCCAGGCGUGGUGUAGUCGUGUGCAGCGUGGCCCCCAACCUGCCCGCCGUGUCGCCCUGCCGCUCGGACUGCGAUUCCAUCCGGAAGAAUGGCUGGGACGCAGGAACCGACAACAAAGGGGUCGAUGAUCCCGGAGAAGUGACCUGCUUCGCAGGUAGUAACAAAGGCAGCAACUCUGAGGUUCAGUCCCUGAGCUCCUUCCAGUCGGAUUCUGGCGACGACAAUGCCUAUCACUGGGACACCUCCGACUGGAUGCCCGGGGCCCGCCUGUCGGACAUAGAAGAAGUGCCCAACUAUGAGAACCAGGAGGGAGGGUCGGCCCAGCAAGGCAGCACGCGGGAGCUAGAGACCGAUUACUACCUGGGCGGCUAUGACAUCGACAGCGAGUACCCUCCCCCGCAGGAGGAGGAGUUCCUGAACCAGGACCAGCUGCCCCCGCCCCUGCCUGAGGACUUCCCAGACCAGUAUGAGGCCCUGCCGCCCUCCCAGCCUGUGUCACUGGCCAGCACACUGAGCCCCGACUGCAGGAGGAGGCCCCAGUUCCACCCCAGCCAGUACCUCCCUCCCCACCCAUUCCCCAACGACACGGAUUUGGUGGGCCCACCUGCCGCCUGUGAAUUUAGUACUUUUGCCGUGGGCAUGAACCAGGGCGCAGAGACGGCAGGCCCCGCCGACAACCCGUCUCUAUCCUUGCACAAUUCCAGAGGCACCUCGUCCUCGGAUGUGUCGGCCAGCUGUGGCUUUGACGACUCCGAAGCCGCCCUGAGUGACUACGAGAGCGUGGGAGAGCUCAGCCUCGCCAGCCUGCACAUUCCCUUCCUGGAGACUCAGCACCAGACCCAAGUGUAGACAGCACGCCUGCCCAGGGCCCUCGGCACAGUCCGUGGCCAGACCGCGGGAAGGAGGUGGGGCUCGCAUCUGCACCGCCAGCAGCCGGACGGAAACAGGGACUUGCCCCCGGGGAACUUCUUCACAAGUCCUGUGGUCACUGGCGAGCUCCUGUCCAGCUCGGUGAAAAGAAAAGGCUCCGAGAGUUUCUUAGCGGGGACGGAUAGCCUUGCAGUAGGUACCUGCGUUCACGACCAAGCACGGGCACCGAGUUUCUGCAGGGGGAGUAAACCACCUGCUGGGUUAUACAGCCCAUCUCGUAUGGCUUUGUGCAGUAUUGGGACCCGGGAAGGGUUACAGCAGCAGAGCGGGCAGUAUUAGUACUGGCAACGAGCAAAGACGCAUCGUCGCAUGUCAUUUUGAGCCAAUGGGGGGAGGGGAUGAAAACAGUAGUUAUGAUGGUUGGAAAAGUUAGUCUUUUAGGGAAAGAAAAGAGAAAC